GCCAUUUUGAGUGUACGAACACCAUUUAAGUGUGGUUAGCCUCCAAGAGUUAUUAUAAGCUGUACAAGACCAGCACAAGAACUAAAACCUUGUGGCACAUUGCAUUGAACUUGGUACCUCUUCACACAAUCAGUGAAUUCAAUGAAAAUUUCAUCCUGCAAAUAAGUUUUACAGAAGACACACAUUCAACUGAUUUAAGGUCAAAAGGUACACCUUCAUUUCUACCAGUCAAGAGUCAAUCAAGAUGUCUGUAUCCAAAGCAUUGCAAUUUAUGGAUAAAAAAGAUCUUGAGUGUGCCAUCUGCCUCAACAGGUUUCACCAACCAAAAACACUGAAAUGCAUGCACACCUACUGUCUACAGUGUAUCCAGAAGUGGGUGGAAACUCAUGGGAAGAUGAAAUGCCCAACAUGCGGACAAGAGCAUGAUUUAACAAAAGAAGAUUUACAACAGCUCACUUCAACCACAAUGAUAACUCAGCUGCUAGAGUAUGUCAUAAAAACAGAGGAUCAGAAACCAUCUAAAUGCUCUGUUUGUGACAAUCAACCAGCAUACCACUGCUCAACAUGCCAACUGUAUCUAUGUGAUGGUAAUUGUUUUAAACAACACAAGAUACUACCUUCCACAAAGGAUCAUCCACUUUACAAACUGAACAUGAAGGAACAAGAUGGCAAACCAACCAAUUGCCAAGUUCACUGCAAUGCACCACUUGAAUUUUACUGCACCACUUGCAACAAAUCAGCAUGUAAGCAAUGUGAUCACAUUUUUAACUGUCUUCAAAAACAUAAAGUGAUUCCAAUGUCAACUGCUGUAGACAAUUUUAACAAAGAAGCAAAUGAAGUUGUCAAGUUAGCUCAUGAAUUUGAAGACAGAUUAACAAAAAAAUUGGAAACCAUAACUAAAAAUGUAUCAGAAUUCGAAUCGCAACUAAAGUUAUGUAGAUCAGCCAUCGAAAUUCAGGAAAAGAAUCUUAUCAUGAAAGUUCGAGAUAAAAGCAAACAAUUAAUGUCAGAACUUGAAAGUAUGUACAAAGAAGAGAAAGAAAAUAUUGAUAGUGAAUUUAACGAUAUCGAUUCAAAGAUGAUGCAAUUAAAAAAUCUGAUAGUCUUAACCAAUACAAUUAUGAACAAACCUGAAGAAAUAGAAAAUCUUAGAUCACAUAAUACAACUAUCAAUGUUCUAGGAACAGAUUUUGAUAAAUCAUUCCAUAAAACAAUUAGUACACCAAAUUUUAUUCCAUAUACAAACUUGGAUGAGUUGAUGAAUACAGAGGGAAUUGGUAAAAUCACAACUGCUGAUAGAUUGAUAUACGAGGUUGCUGAAGAUGAUGGAGCAAUUACAGUCACAAAAGUAGAACCAAAUAAUAUUGUAGUGAAAGUAUCAACUCUAGCAGAGACGGAUCCACGCCAAUUAGCCGCAACAAUUAUAAGUUCAUCAGGAGAAGAAUCUCCCACUCAGAUAGAAUAUCAGGGAAGUGGAGAGUACAAAAUAUCAGGUAGAUACAAUGUGGAAGGAGAUUGGCAAAUGAAGAUAACUGCUGGAGCUGCACACAUCAAAGGAUCUCCAGUGAAUAUCAAGGUGGAAACAGAGGGACUUGUUCAUACCAUUGGGAACAUAUCAGAUUAUAAAGAACAUAAAAAAUUUGAGAAAGUGACAGAUGUAGCAUUAGGUACAGAUGGAUGCAUAUUAGUAUCAAGUAAUAGUGAAGAAAUAUUGAAAUUCCAUCAAUCAGGUUCAUUAAUUGCUUCAGUAAUUUUGAAUUACUCUUUUGUAGACUUUAAUUCAAAAAAAAUACAUACUAAUGUAAUCACAGCGGGAAUGCAUCGUAUGGGUGAUGGUUGCAUGCUAUAUAGUGCAUUCCAAAGAAGAAUUAUAUUUAAGUAUGAUGAUACUAAUCAAUGUAUACUUAACAUUAAUAGUAAAGAUUUGCAAUAUCCAUUUGGUUUGACAGUUGAAGAGAAAUCAAGAGUCCUGUAUGUAGCAGAUUGUGAAGCUCACUGUGUGUAUAAAUUCAAUGUUGAUAAAGGUCGCCUGCUGGGUAAAAUAGGUUCACAAGGUAGUGGAAUAGGUCAAUUAAAGGAACCACAAGAUGUCACUUUAACUAAGGAUGGUCAUGUGAUUGUUGCUGACUUUGGAAAUAACAGAAUACAAAUGUUUGAUGCAAAUGGUAAGUUCAUGAGAGUUUGUAUAGUAGGUUGUGGGGAGGAAGAUGGUAAAGUUAUGUGUCCUCAUUCUGUAACCAUGGAUAUGGAUGACAACUUAAUAGUUUCAAGUAAUCAUAAACUACAAUUAUUUGACAAAAAUGGUGUCUUCAUAAAACGAAUAGAUCAUAAAGAUGAUGGAUUAUAUAUUCCAUUAGGAAUCACAGUAAUCUCCAACAGACCAAGAAGAGUAGCGGUAGCAAAUCAUGGGGAAAAUAAUGUUAAAAUAUUUGAGUAUUAAAUGGCAUAAAAAAUACAAUAAUUAUUAGUUCAUUCAUUUUUAAUCCAUCUUUAUCAUAAUAGUCAUUUUUCACUUUUAAAAAAAAGCAAUUACAAUAGGAAACUAUUACAUAUCAGAAUCGGAAUUAUGAAUAACUUUAUUAUCUCCAAAUGAAGAAAUUAAAUACUUGAUAAAAUUUAAAUAACAACAUAAUGUAAAUAAUUGUUCAUUUAAAAUUGGAGUUUUAUUCAUGCUGGCACUGCAAAUUGUAAGAUUCAAAAAGCAGAUAAUAGAU
This is a messenger RNA of Anneissia japonica, 2714 nucleotides long. RefSeq names its product tripartite motif-containing protein 2-like. The transcript is spliced from 3 exons. The coding region runs from base 245 to 2440 and encodes 731 amino acids. Gene Ontology annotation, molecular function: protein binding; zinc ion binding; ubiquitin-protein transferase activity. Gene Ontology annotation, biological process: positive regulation of DNA-templated transcription. The record is from RefSeq and is a predicted model, not a curated record. Lineage: Eukaryota; Metazoa; Echinodermata; Crinoidea; Comatulida; Comatulidae. Gene Ontology annotation, cellular component: nucleoplasm; chromatin.